Molecule: messenger RNA, 569 nt
Organism: Odocoileus virginianus texanus
Lineage: Eukaryota; Metazoa; Chordata; Mammalia; Artiodactyla; Cervidae
Source: RefSeq, a predicted model, not a curated record
UGACCUCAGGGAGUCUGCCUGUCACAGACUGUGCGCCCCGACCAAUGAGGGGCCGGCCCAUGGUUGCUAGGAUACGGAGUCAAGGUCUGAAAGUACCGGUUGCCUUGAGAGGAUGGGACCAGCUGACUCAUCCCGCCGCAUCUCACCCCACUGCAUCUCAUCUCACCGCAACUUAUCCCACCGCACCUCAGCCCACUGCACUGCAAAGCAAGGCCUCGGAGACAGCGGGCUCAACGGUCAGCAUGCCAAGGAAAAGGGGCCGUCGAAGGUCGUCUGGCCGCUCCCACAUCGCCCUUGUCUUGCUGUCUUUCUCCGUGAGCCACAUGAAGUGCCUCCUGCGGGAAGGCCACUACUCCCAGCGCCUGAGCUCUUCCGCACCCAUCUUCCUAGCAGCCAUCACGCAGCACCUGACUGCCAAGGUCCUGGAGCUGGCAGGCAAUGAGGCCCAGAACAGCGGUCAGAGGCACAUCACCCCGGAGCUGGUGGGCAUGGCGGUCCACCACAAUGCUCUGCUCAGCGGCUCUUUUGGGAUGACAACCAUCUCCCUGGUGGCCCCAGCCCGGCACUAG